Molecule: messenger RNA, 1576 nt
Organism: Eleginops maclovinus (Patagonian blennie)
Lineage: Eukaryota; Metazoa; Chordata; Actinopteri; Perciformes; Eleginopidae
Product: synaptogyrin-3-like
Exons: 4
Coding region: 81-794 (237 amino acids)
Cellular component (GO): synaptic vesicle membrane; neuromuscular junction
Source: RefSeq, a predicted model, not a curated record
GAGGACACCGCCGCUUCGCUCAGCUCGCACCGACUCAUCGCUUUUUCUCUGCGGGCGCCAGGCUGCACAAAGCCGGAGGGAUGGAGACAGCGGGCGCGUACGGAGCCGGUAAGGCCGGCAGCGUGGCCUUCGAUCCGGUCGCAUUCUUCACGCAUCCCCGAACAGUGCUCAGACUGAUGUCGUGGGUCUUCUCCAUGGUGGUGUUCAGCUGCAUCGUGAACGAGGGCUACAUCAACAUCGGCAGCGAGCGGUUGCUCUGUGUCUUCAACAACAACGCUGAUGCCUGUAACUUUGGCAUUACUAUAGGCGUGGCCUGUUUCCUCGGCAGCAUCUUUUUCCUGAUCCUGGACGUUUACUUCCCCUCCAUCAGCAGCGUCAAGGACAGAAGACGUGCGGUCCUGCUGGACCUCGUCUUCUCUGGUCUUGCCACCUUUCUAUGGUUCGUUGGCUUCUGUUUUCUGGCCAAUCAGUGGCAGGCUACUUCCCCAGACGAGCUGCCAUUGGCCCAGGGCUCCGACGCCGCCAGAGCCACCAUCGCUUUCUGCUUCUUCUCCAUCCUGACCUGGGCUGUACUGACCCUGAGCGCACUGCGGCGCUUUCUAACCGGAAGCAACAGAAACUUGUUCACAUGGCAACACCUGGAACCUCCCCCUGGCAACGCUCGAGCCACACCGUACCCCAUCGCUAAUGGAGCUACCAUAGUAACCACUAACCCCUAUCAGGCUCCACCCUUCACUGAGACCCUGGACCCCCAGAAACUCACACAGCAGAGACCUGUGGCCCCUGCCUUCUAGAGACAGACAGAGGUGUGUGUUGAGUGGCUCUGCGUACGGCCAUACAUCCAUGCGUACGACGUGGGCAUGGACUAUAUCCUGCCUCGCUGAUAAAUGGUUUUCCACCCUCUCGUGGGAUUGGCAGGAUUGUGGGUCAUGUGACGAUGUAUGAGCUAUUUUCACCAUGGCAACUGCUGGCCCAGCUUAGUUAGUUGUAACUCUGUGUGUCGAGAAUACUGUCUUCUGUUAAUGCACACACACUCACACACACAGAUAUAGAUGCACGGAAACACAGCUGUACUCACUCAACACUGGAUAUAAACACCUGGAAACACAAAUGUAUACACACCUGGAGGCACACACACAAACACACAUACCCUGACUGCAUGUUCAUACGGUGAGGUGCAGAUUAACGUUAGAUGUAGAUCAGUGAUGAUGCUUCAUCUGAUUUAUGAAGGGAUACAAAGUAUUUUGUGAAGGAAGUAUUGAGGACAGUGAAGCUAUGUAGCUUCUGUUUCCUUCUCAGUCAGUCCGCCAAAUCCGAAACUGCCCUGCAGACAUGUGGCACCUGAUUGUCUGUUUUAGGAAAAGACAGGCAGCAUGACCAAUAGACUGGGUAGAAAUGAAUGAGGGGUAGCAGAAAUUGGUACAUUUUCUUGGCAAGAAAAUAAAGACAGGACAGCUUAAUGCAUUCUGAAUGCUAUAUGGUUUCAGUGUUAAAUAUUCAUGUGAUUACAUUUUUAUUGUGAUAUGAUGAAGUGGUAAAAUCAGUAUUGAAAAAUAAAAUCUAUCCACCACCGCUA